AUGGGUGGUCAUCUUGAUGAUGCAGAAGAAGAGAUGGAGAAACCGAUUAUAUCGAUAAGUUUUGGUAGUACAGCAGUAUUUUUGAUGGGUGCAGAGACUAGAGAUGUUCCACCAAUACCUAUAUUCAUUAGAAGUGGUGAUAUCGUUAUUAUGGGUGGUAGAUCACGUUAUUGUUAUCAUGGCGUUGCUAGAAUAGUAGAAGAUUCAUUCGAUGCCGGUCUUUUAGUUGACUCUAAAGAAGACGAUCAAUAUAGUUGGCAUGUACACUGGAUGAAAGAAAAGAAUAGACGUAUCAAUAUAAAUACAAGACAAGUAUUUAAAGUACCAAGACAAGGUGAAAAAACAACAUAA
Heterostelium album PN500 is the source of this 351-nucleotide messenger RNA. RefSeq names its product alkylated DNA repair protein. The transcript has a single exon. The record is from RefSeq and is a predicted model, not a curated record. Bases 1 to 351 code for a protein of 116 amino acids. Lineage: Eukaryota; Evosea; Eumycetozoa; Acytosteliales; Acytosteliaceae. Gene Ontology annotation, cellular component: nucleus; cytoplasm. Gene Ontology annotation, biological process: oxidative RNA demethylation. Gene Ontology annotation, molecular function: ferrous iron binding; broad specificity oxidative DNA demethylase activity; oxidative RNA demethylase activity.